GCUCUGGAUAUCAUGAGAACGGACAUGUUUUCUGAAAACAAUGGCGCCCGACCUGAAGACGACGGGAGACCCAGAAUAGGAAUUGUUGUAACUGAUGGCAAGUCACGUGAUUCAGGAAAGACAGCGGCCGCUGCAAGAAGGGCCAUAGAUGCCGGAAUUGUCCUGUUUGCCGUUGGCGUCGGAGCUGGUGUUGACAUACCCGAACUAAACAGUAUCGGAUCAACGCCUGUCUGCACCCAUGUGUUUCCUUUGACCGACUUCGAAGAGAUGGCGCCAUUUGUUAAAGAGAUAGAAACCAAAUCUUGUCAAGAGCCCGCCCCCGUCAAGACAGGCACCGUUGUGACCGGCGUACUUCUGGCCAAUCAGAAGCAGUUUUUCUCCCUCCAGGCUAACAGGUCUUCCGGCUUUACGGUCAAGGUCUCCAUGAGUGUCGGCACGACCAGUCUGUAUGCCUCCACCAAGGUGAAGAACCCCAGUCCAGCCUCGUUUGAACACAAAGUUACAGCAUCAACCACCCAAACGGCCCAGCUGUAUCUUUCACCCUCCCAGCUGAGCGUGGGAUUGUCAGCCAGCGGCACGGCGCAGUCACGUGUGGUCCGGCAGGCUUCGCCUGACAACGAGCAGGUCCAGGUGUAUCUGACCCUGGAGGCCGGAAGUGGAAGCCAGAACGAGUUCAAGAUGGAGUCAGGCCACGGUGACGUCAGAUCGAGUGCCACCAACGUCUCCAGCAUGGCCGGCUGUCUCGUCUUUUCACUUUUGGCAUUUCUUCUUAGCUCUUUUUUGAAGGACUUGUAAAGUUUUAGAAUUUCUCAGGAAUUCCUUUUUGUACUUUUGAUUGGUGUGACAUAAAAUAGACGUUUGUGAUGCAAGUUGUUGACCAUUGAAUACAAUAUGAACCAAAGCUUUAGAUGAAAUAACAGAUAUGAUACCUGAGCUUUUUACCAAUAGUCCUUUCAAAUGAAACGAUACGUUGCCAUUAUAGCAAUUUUGUAAUUUCA
This is a messenger RNA of Lingula anatina, 998 nucleotides long. RefSeq lists its product as uncharacterized. NCBI's taxonomy places the organism in Eukaryota, Metazoa, Brachiopoda, Lingulata, Lingulida, Lingulidae. The record is from RefSeq and is a predicted model, not a curated record.